Molecule: messenger RNA, 1476 nt
Organism: Gossypium raimondii (Peruvian cotton)
Lineage: Eukaryota; Viridiplantae; Streptophyta; Magnoliopsida; Malvales; Malvaceae
Product: short-chain dehydrogenase TIC 32 A, chloroplastic
Exons: 8
Coding region: 30-1004 (324 amino acids)
Source: RefSeq, a predicted model, not a curated record
AAUUAUAUCCUACUUUUGGGUAGAAAAAAAUGCUAGAAACCGUGAAGUACCUGAUCGGUUCAAGAGGAGCGAGCGGGUUCGGGUCGAAAUCCACGGCCGAGGAAGUUACUGAGACUUGCCCUGAUCUCCGUUUUAUCACUGCCAUUAUCACUGGUGCGACGUCGGGGAUCGGUGCCGAGACGGCUCGAGUGUUGGCGAAACGAGGGGCGAGAUUGGUGAUUCCAGCACGGAACCUUAAAGCUGCGGCGGAAGCUAAGGCGAGGAUCGUUUCUGAGUUUCCUAACUCUGAGAUCGUUAUAAUGGCUCUUGAUUUGAGUUCACUCAGUUCGGUUCGAAAAUUCGUGUUGGAUUUUGAAUCACUUGACUUGCCUCUCAAUCUCCUCGUAAACAACGCUGGUAGGUUUGCGCAUCACCAUGCAAUCUCUGAGGAUGGAAUAGAGAUGACAUUUGCCACUAAUUAUCUAGGUCACUUUUUAUUGACAAAACUGUUACUAAACAAGAUGAUGGAGACGACAAAACAAACCGGCGUUCAAGGGAGAAUCGUGAACGUGUCGUCAAGUAUCAACGGUUGGUUUUCCGGCGAUAUGAUCCGGUACCUAGGUCAGAUAUCCAGAAGCAAAAGUCAAUACGAUGCGACACGUGCUUAUGCUCUAUCGAAGCUGGCUAAUGUUUUGCAUACCAAGGAGCUUGCUCAGCGACUCAAGGAAAUGGGUGCCAACGUGACAGUGAACUGUGUUCAUCCAGGGAUUGUAAGAACCCGUCUUACCAGAGAACGUGAAGGCUUCAUCACAGAUCUGGUUUUCUUUUUAGCUUCAAAGCUGCUGAAGACAACCCCUCAGGCAGCUUCCACUACAUGUUACGUUGCAACAUAUCCAAGAUUAGAGAAUGUUAGUGGGAAAUACUUUGCGGACUGUAAUGAAACAUGGACCUCAAAACUGGGUUCCGAUUCCAUUGAAGCUUCAAAGCUAUGGGCUGCCUCUGAAAUCAUGGUGUCUGAGAUUUAAAAAGGGCUAGAAACAUACACGAACAGACCAACCGAGAGAAAGUAAUCAUUACAAAGUUAAAAGACUAUUAGAACCAAGUAGGAUUAUAUAUAUUAAGAUUACUAAGGUUGUCAGCCUAGAGUCUAACUCAUUGCUAAGUCUAUCAACUCAUUAUUAACCUCAAUCCUAAACCCACUAACAUUACCGUGAUAGAAUCAAGUAGGAUUACCGUCUUGGCAGAAAAUGGAGCUGCCUGCGAAGGACCAACCGAAGGAACAGGUGGAGGAACAAGCUCGGGAGGAGGAGGAACCUCAUCAUGAUCUCCUCCACCAUCUUCUUCCACAAUCUCCGGACUGGUUUCAGCCUCAUCAUGAUCUCCUUCCACAAUCUCCGAAACAAGAACAUCCAUCACGCCGGUACCGGGUUGGGCAUUAUUGUUCUCUUUGUUGUCAACAUACAUUCCCCAUAAAAAUAGGUAGACCUAGGAUAGUUA